Pipra filicauda (Wire-tailed manakin) is the source of this 4212-nucleotide messenger RNA. RefSeq names its product calcium voltage-gated channel auxiliary subunit alpha2delta 4 (gene CACNA2D4). The record is from RefSeq and is a predicted model, not a curated record. The transcript is spliced from 39 exons. NCBI's taxonomy places the organism in Eukaryota, Metazoa, Chordata, Aves, Passeriformes, Pipridae. The coding region runs from base 1 to 3294 and encodes 1097 amino acids. Gene Ontology annotation, molecular function: voltage-gated calcium channel activity. Gene Ontology annotation, cellular component: voltage-gated calcium channel complex.
AUGGUCGGUGCGCGGAGGAUGGGGCCCUGGGCCGUCCCGUGGAUGAUGCUCUGUCUCUUCUGCUUCCUGCCCCCUGCCAGGGCCCAGACGAAGAUCCCGCUGGAGACGGUGAAGUCCUGGGCGGAUGCCUUUGGUGGGGAGCUGUACUCCAUUGUGACUAAGUAUUCAGGCUCUCUCUUGUUGCAGAAGAAGUACAAAGAUGUGGAGCCAACUCUGAAGAUCAAAGAGGUGGAUGGCUUGGAGCUGGUGAAGAAGUUCUCGGAGCAGAUGGAAAGCAUGCUCCGCAGGAAGGUCGAAGCUGUCGAGAGGUUGGUGGAAGCAGCAGAAGACGCAGAUCUGAACCACGAGUACAACUCCUCACUGGAGUUUGAUUACUACAACUCUCUCCUGAUUAAUGAGAAGGAUGAAAAUGACAAUUAUGUGGAGCUUGGAGAUGAAUUCAUUUUGGAGCCAAAUGAGCAUUUCAAUAACCUGCUGGUGAACACAACAUACAGUGAUAUCCAGCUCCCCACCAAUGUCUACAACAAAGACCCUGCCAUCCUUAAUGGAGUUUACAUGUCAGAAGCCCUGAAUCCUAUUUUUGUGGACAACUUUGAAAGGGAUCCCACGCUGACCUGGCAGUACUUCGGCAGCUCCACUGGAUUCUUCAGGCUCUAUCCAGGGAUAAAAUGGUUACCAGAUGAGAAUGGAGUCAUCUCCUUUGACUGCAGAAACCGUGGCUGGUACAUCCAAGCGGCCACCUCUCCCAAGGACAUUGUCAUCAUUGUGGAUGUCAGUGGAAGCAUGAAGGGCCUGAGGAUGACCAUUGCCAAGCACACCAUUGUCACCAUUUUAGAUACUCUGGGAGAAAAUGACUUUGUCAACAUCAUUGCAUACAAUGAUUAUGUUCAUUUUGUUGAACCCUGUUUUAAGGGUAUCCUGGUCCAAGCAGACAGAGACAACAGAGAGCACUUCAAGCAGCUGGUGGAAGAACUGCAGGCAAAAGGAGUGGGGACUGUGAGCAAGGCUUUGACAGAGUCCUUCAAAAUUCUGCGGGAGUUCAGAGAAGCUGGUCAAGGAGGCUUGUGUAACCAAGCCAUCAUGCUGAUCACCGACGGAGCAGUGGAGGAUUAUGAAUCCGUGUUUGAAAAAUACAACUGGCCAGAUCGGAAGGUCCGGGUUUUCACUUACCUCAUCGGACGGGAGGUCACUUUUGCCCCCCAGGUGAAAUGGAUUGCCUGCAACAACAAAGGCUACUACACUCAGAUCUCCACGCUGGCGGAUGUCCAGGAGAACGUGAUGGAGUACCUGCACGUGCUCAGCCGUCCCAUGGUCAUCAACCACGACCACGACAUUAUCUGGACUGAGGCCUACAUGGACAGCGCGCUCUUUGCAUCUCAGGCUCAAAGUCUGUUGCUCAUGACGACAGUGGCCAUGCCAGUCUUCAGCAAGAAGAAUGAGACGCGAUCCCAUGGCAUUCUUCUGGGCGUGGUGGGCUCUGAUGUACCACUGAGGGAGUUGUUAAAACUUGCUCCACGGUAUAAGCUGGGUGUCCAUGGAUACGCCUUUCUGAACACCAACAACGGCUACAUCCUUUCACACCCAGACCUCCGUCCUUUGUAUAAGGAAGGAAAGAAACUGAAGCCUAAGCCGAACUACAACAGUGUAGAUCUCUCAGAAGUGGAGUGGGAAGACCAGGAGGAAAUACUGAGAACUGCCAUGAUCAAUGGGGAAACAGGCUACCUCUCUAUGGAUGUGAAGGUCCCUGUGGACAAAGGGAAACGAGUUCUUUUCCUCACCAAUGAUUAUUUCUUCACGGACAUCAGUGGCACACCCUUCAGCCUGGGUGUUGUGCUGUCCAGGGGACACGGGGAGUACAUUCUGCUGGGGAACACUUCAGUGGAAGAAGGUUUGCAUGACCUGCUCCAGCCAGACUUGUCUUUAGCGAAUGAAUGGAUUUACUGCAUCACCGACAUUGAUCCAGACCACCGCAAGCUCAGCCAGCUGGAGGCUGUGAUCCGUUUCCUCACUGGAGAGGACGCUGACCUGGAAUGUGAUGAGGAGUUGGUCCAGGAAGUGCUGUUUGAUGCAGUGGUCACUGCACCCAUGGAGGCCUACUGGACUACAUUAGCCCUCAAUAUGUCCAUGGACACUGAGGCAGGUGUUGAGAUGGCUUUUCUAGGCACUCGGGCUGGACUCAUGAGGAGUGCCCUCUAUGUGGGCUCUGAGAAAAUUUCCAACAGGAAAUUCCUGACACAGAAGGACAAGGAAAGUAUCUUCACUAUGGACCACUUCCCUCUGUGGUACCGCCGGGCGGCCGAGCACCCCCCCGGGAGCUUCAUCUACAGCAUUGUCUCGGAAGACGAUUCAGAGGGAGGUGACCUACCGCAAGUGGUGACCGUGAGCACGGCUGUGUCUGUGUCUGUGGAUGGGAAGAUGGGGAUUGCUGCAGCGGUGGGUGUGCAAAUUAAGCUGGAGUUGCUCCAACGCAAGUUUUGGAUGACCAUGCAACAGCCCAAUGACAGUGAUUGCAGUGCCUUCGACGGUGCCUGUCCUCUCAGCUGUCAGGAUGAUAUUCUGAAUUGCUUCCUCCUUGAUAACAAUGGCUUUAUACUUGUUUCCAAAAUACCUGAAGAGACUGGAAAAUUUUUUGGUGCAGUGGAUGGCUCAGUAAUGACCCAGCUGCUAAACAUGGGCAUGUUCAGGCGGGUGACCAUGUAUGAUUACCAGGCAAUGUGCAAAGUACCCUACCACCACCACAGCGGCGCCCGGCCCCUGCUCAGCCCAAUUUAUGCCUUUCUAGCUGCAGUGAAAUGGCUGAUAAGUGAUUUCCUCAUCUUCCUUUUGGAGUUUAACAUGAGUAGCUUCUGGCACUCAAACAACUUGGCAGAUGCCAAGGCUGUCUUCCAUCAUUCUCACAAGCACAAGAAACACGAUAUGUUGCAGCCCUGUGACACCGAGUACCCCGUUUUCGUGUACGAGCCGGCCAUCAAGGAGACCAACGGGCUGAUUGAGUGUGGAGACUGCCAAAAGAUGUUUGUGGCACAGCAGAUCGUCAGCAGUAACCUCCUGCUCCUCGUCACGGAUGCCGUCUGUGAUUGCAGCAUCUUCCCACCUGUCCCAAUGGACCCAAAAGAGGUCAAAUAUAACGCUUCAGUGAAGUGUGAACGGAUGCGGUCCCAGAAGCUGCGACGGCGGCCGGACACCUGCCAUGCAUUCCACCCUGAGGAAAACGCCCAAGACUGUGGUGGCGCUGCUGAGAUCUCCGUCUCACCGACGCUGCUGCUCCUGCCGCUUGUGCUGCUCCUGCGGUGACCCCGCCUGCCACGCACCUUACACGGCACAGACCCGGGGGGACGGAGCUGCCGCCGGCCAGAGCGAUGGGAGGGGAGGAGAUGGGAAUGCAACCCCCUCUGGGACACCCGCUGCGACUCCCUGGUGUGUCCUUCACCGCAAGGUCCAUCACGGUGAGCACGGUGGAAGCUGCUCCCUCCUUGAAAACCUGUCAGCAAAAGGCCGGUGCGAGAACCAGCGGGGUCAGAUCCUGGCACGGCACCUCCCGAGCGGCUCCUCCCAGCCCUCGGGAAGGCCGAGGUCAUCAGCAUGGCCAACAUUUCACCUGACUCCCACGGAGCCACUUGGGGUACAGGGGGCAGAGGGCCCAGAGGGGCAGAUCUGGACUUAGGAGAGCAGGAGGAGCAGUGGACAGUGUCUGCCUGUCCCUCAGUGGGAGCCGCCAGGACUUUGAGCAUCCGGGUCUGGAGCAGCCCAGGCACAGCCCUGCCAGAACAGGGCCCUUAGUGGUUCCCAGCAGAGAGGCAGCAUCUCCUGGUCUUGGGGGUGGUCCUCAGCCGUGACCCUGGGGGUAGGACACAGCGCCUGACCUGAACUGCACCAACUUAACAUGCAGCUGGACAAUGGGAGGUAGCACAGCUUGACUAGUUAGCUACAGCUAUGCCAGCUCUGCCAAGGAGAACCCUCCUAACACUGCUAGAACAGCAUCCAGAUUCUUGUCUAGAUGUGGACUUACCUCUGGGAAAGGGGUUUUGUAUGACCCACCAAAAGAGAAGGUAUGUUUCCUGCUACCUGCUGUCUUCACUGCAGAAGCAGCUACGAAACAGGCACUUUUCCCCUCGGAGCAGCACUGCCCUGCUCACUGCAGCUGCCCUUGGGUGUUCCCUGCUCUGAGCCUGGCAUUCCUGGCUACUGGGCAUGGGCCAUUUCUUACAGAGC